AUGUUCACCCACGGAGAUCUCUACAGGGAGAAUGUUCUUGUCAGAAAAGUUGCUAAUUCUGUCACCAACGAAGAAGAGUAUGAGGUCGCUGCUCUUGUGGACUGGGAAACGGCUGGAUGGUAUCCUUCAUACUGGGAAUACGCUCAUAUCUUUCUUUUAUUACAGUGGAUUGACGACUGGCCAGAAUAUGUUGAGAAGGUUCUCGAUCCUUUGCCGCCAGAGGACGCCAUGAUGCGGGUUGUUUUCAAUUAUCUGGAGUUCUAA
Penicillium malachiteum is the source of this 264-nucleotide messenger RNA. Its product is annotated as phosphotransferase enzyme family protein. The record is from RefSeq and is a predicted model, not a curated record. The transcript has a single exon. Bases 1 to 264 code for a protein of 87 amino acids. Lineage: Eukaryota; Fungi; Ascomycota; Eurotiomycetes; Eurotiales; Aspergillaceae.